UCUCUAUAUAGCAAAAGAAAAAAAAAUUGUCACCAUAAUGGAAGGUACGAAUCAAGCUUCUUUCUCCAUGAUUCUAGUCGUGGCUCUGUGUGCCACUACUUUAUUGAAGUCAAGCCUAGCCGAGGUGCUCGUGACACCUCGAUUUCCUACCAUUCCUGGUUCUCUAAUUGAUCUCACAAAAUGUUGGUCAUCGCUCUUCAACAUUCAAGGUUGCAAUAUCGAAAUCUUAAAAUCUGCUUUAACCGGUAAGUUUGAAAACGUUGGACCAACAUGUUGCAAGGCGUUUACGGAAGUAGAUGCAAAGUGUUGGCCCAAAAUGUUUCCACUGAAUCCAUUAUUCCCUCCUCUUCUCAAGGAUGUUUGCUCUCGCAUCAGCGCAGCUGCACCAACACACAAGACACCACAAUUCCCUGCCAUCCCUGGUUCUCCCAUCGAUCUCAAAAAAUGUUUGUCAUCACUUGUCAACGUUGAAGGUUGCGUAACUGAAAUCUAUAAAUCAGUUUUCACAAGAAAGUUUGGUAAUGUUGGACCAAUGUGUUGCAAGGCGUUUUCGGAUGUGGAUCCCAAAUGCUGGCCACAAAUGUUUCCGCUAAAUCCGUUCUUCCCUCCUCUUUUCAAAAAUGAAUGCUCUCGCAUCAAUGCAGCCGAUCCUACACACAAGUGA
This is a messenger RNA of Camelina sativa (false flax), 664 nucleotides long. RefSeq lists its product as uncharacterized. The record is from RefSeq and is a predicted model, not a curated record. NCBI's taxonomy places the organism in Eukaryota, Viridiplantae, Streptophyta, Magnoliopsida, Brassicales, Brassicaceae. Gene Ontology annotation, biological process: regulation of double fertilization forming a zygote and endosperm; double fertilization forming a zygote and endosperm; regulation of protein localization to cell surface. Gene Ontology annotation, cellular component: extracellular region; vesicle.